AUGGAAGCCGAGUAUGUGGCGGCUUCGCAAACAUCAGCUGAGAUAAUAGGCAUCGUGGAAUUGCUCAAGGAGAUCAGCGUGCAGAUGCAGUCAUGUACGACUUUACACGAGAAUGGCCAAGCUGCCAUCGCUCAAAUCAAGGGCGAAGACACAUCUGGGCGAGAGAAGCACAUCGACGUGCGAUACAAGUUUGUAAAAGAUAUUGCAAAAAAGGAUUUGGUGACCGUGCAGUAUUGCGAGUCCAAGAAAAUGCGUGCGGACAUCCUGACCAAGACCGUCCCAGCACCCCGACUUAGCGAGCUGCGUGGACUGAUGAUGCUCAGUGGUUAA
Peronospora matthiolae is the source of this 330-nucleotide messenger RNA. NCBI's taxonomy places the organism in Eukaryota, Oomycota, Peronosporomycetes, Peronosporales, Peronosporaceae. The record is from the annotation of a GenBank genome assembly.